This is a messenger RNA of Salmo salar (Atlantic salmon), 545 nucleotides long. Its product is annotated as Hemoglobin subunit beta-1. Gene Ontology annotation, biological process: hydrogen peroxide catabolic process; oxygen transport. Gene Ontology annotation, molecular function: oxygen binding; oxygen carrier activity; haptoglobin binding. NCBI's taxonomy places the organism in Eukaryota, Metazoa, Chordata, Actinopteri, Salmoniformes, Salmonidae. The record is from RefSeq and is marked provisional. Gene Ontology annotation, cellular component: hemoglobin complex; blood microparticle; haptoglobin-hemoglobin complex.
UUUAAUCUUGUUGCAAAACCGGAGAUCAAACACUGACAACAUGGUUGACUGGACAGACGCCGAGAAGAGCACCAUCAGUGCUGUCUGGGGAAAAGUAGAUAUCAAUGAGGUCGGACCACUGGCUCUGGCAAGAGUCCUGAUCGUCUACCCCUGGACUCAGCGUUAUUUCGGCUCUUUCGGAGAUGUGUCUACUCCCGCAGCAAUCAUGGGCAACCCCAAAGUUGCUGCUCACGGCAAGGUCGUGUGUGGAGCUCUGGAUAAAGCUGUGAAGAACAUGGGCAACAUCUUGGCCACAUACAAGUCACUGAGCGAGACACACGCCAACAAACUCUUCGUCGACCCUGACAAUUUCAGGGUGUUGGCUGACGUCCUCACAAUUGUCGUUGCCGCCAAGUUCGGAGCCUCUUUCACUCCUGAAAUCCAGGCAACCUGGCAGAAGUUCAUGAAAGUGGUUGUCGCAGCCAUGGGCAGCCGGUACUUCUAAAUGCACACGAGACAAGUGAUUAUGUUCUGACAUCCCUGCCUGAGUGAAAAUAAAGACGUUG